UCUUGAGGCACCUCUCUCCUAUGCCUUUGUUCCUUCCUCCGGCCGACACGAACACCCCAGCCUCCGACGCACGGUUAAACCGUUAACACCUUGCCGGUAUUUAAACUAUCCGGCCAUCCCUCGCGGCUCGGAAGUUUCUCGUGAUCUCCUGUUUCCCAACAUCAAGUAUUCAUUUCAUUCCAUCUACUCCAAUCAAACAAAGUACUUUUUUUGUCUUUCCACUCAACAAAACAAGACAGUCAUCAUGGGUCUCGCCAACGACAAGUUCCCUUCCUCGGUCGCUUUCGACGCCAUCAACGAUGCGCUUACCGGCAGCGAAGACGACCGCAAGGACGCUAUCAAGCAGGGCAAUGCCAUUUUCGCCUUCACCCUGAAGAACUCGGCCGGUGAGACCGACAGCUGGCACAUUGACCUCAAGGAGAAGGGUCAGGUCGCCAAGGGCACCGGCAACAAGCCCACCGUCACUCUGUCUCUGUCCGAUUCCGACUUUGGCAACCUCGUACAGGGCAAGGCCAACGCCCAGAAGCUUUUCAUGUCCGGCAAGCUCAAGAUCAAGGGCGACGUUAUGAAGGCUACCAAGAUGGAGCCCAUCCUGAAGAAGGCGCAGUCCAAGGCCAAGUUGUAGAUGUGUCGCGUUGGACAUUUUAUUGUCGGUAAUACCCUGUACCAUAACCUACCAGUUGGAUCAGCCGUACGUUGCUGGACCCGGAUAUGCGCCAAACGUAGCGUUGUCGUAGGCGAUGAGAAUAUGACCAUUCAUCUAGCAUGUUGAAACCCCGUCCCAUGAUAUUUCACCAAGAACACCGUACCGCAUUGACACAAUCCACGAUGUACGGCGUGCGAUGCGCCCGUGGUCGUUUGAAUGG
Messenger RNA from Colletotrichum navitas, 866 nucleotides. Its product is annotated as SCP-2 sterol transfer family protein. The record is from RefSeq and is a predicted model, not a curated record. Bases 245 to 625 code for a protein of 126 amino acids. The transcript is spliced from 3 exons. NCBI's taxonomy places the organism in Eukaryota, Fungi, Ascomycota, Sordariomycetes, Glomerellales, Glomerellaceae. Gene Ontology annotation, cellular component: cytosol.